This is a messenger RNA of Rhopalosiphum maidis (corn leaf aphid), 1396 nucleotides long. RefSeq names its product F-box only protein 25. Gene Ontology annotation, molecular function: protein binding. Gene Ontology annotation, cellular component: cytoplasm; SCF ubiquitin ligase complex; nucleus. NCBI's taxonomy places the organism in Eukaryota, Metazoa, Arthropoda, Insecta, Hemiptera, Aphididae. Bases 152 to 1342 code for a protein of 396 amino acids. The record is from RefSeq and is a predicted model, not a curated record. Gene Ontology annotation, biological process: protein ubiquitination. The transcript is spliced from 9 exons.
UUUCAGUCUUUGUUCUCAUUCCGUACGUUUCUGACGUACGGCUUGUAGUUCAUUCUCAAUUUUCCCCUUAUACCUACAUACAAAUAUAAUAGUUUUUCUUACUUAUUUAUACACUCGUUUGAGAAAAUAUAUUUGUCACAGUAUUAAUAUAAUGCCAUUUAUAUCAAAGGAUUGGCGAUCUCCAGGGGAAGUAUGGGUAAAAACAGAAGAAGGAUGGGAAAAAAAGAAAAUCCUAGAAUGCUGUAAUUUUUUACUAGGACAACAAGAUCAUUUAUUGACCAGAUAUUCUGUUUCUGACCAUUCAGACGAAGAGAAGACUGAUCAAAUUGAUAACUGGAAGUUACGUUUAUGGGAAGAUACUCAACAGUGUCACCCGACCAGGAAUGAAGAUUUAAAUUCCGAGGAAAAAGAAAACAAAGGCUCUACUAAUCAUUUCAAACGUCCUAGAACUAAAUAUUCUAGUGAAAGCCAGCAUGAUGGUGUUAUACAGCCUCAUUGUCACAUUACAAUAAAAUGUACAAAAGAGAUUGCAGGGUUUAAUGGUUUAAGUGAGGCACUCAAACGAUUAGACUUUCGUUCUGCUGUGCACGAUGUUCGUCGUUUUCAUUAUAUUUGUAAACUUCUUGAUCUCCUAGUAUCUCAUAGACUAAAUGCAUUGUCUGGUUGUGCUCAAAGGGUUCUCUUUAAUAUAAUUGAAGAAGUUGCUCACCAAGUAUCUCAAAGUCAACAAAACAAACAUAUGUUAGACCGUCUUUUAGGACAACUUCGUGAGGUUGUUGAAUGUGCAUGUUGGGGCAGACCACUGGGAUCAACUAUUUUAUGGGAACAACACUUGACUACUAUUAAUCGUAUUCAUGAAAUAGCUGAUCAAAUAGAAAUUCGCCAACCUGGUGAUAAUGAAGAACCACAAUUUGAACAACUUCCAGAAGAGUGUGUUCGUGAAGUGUUGUUACGAUUAGCUGAUCAUCGUGAUCUGGAGCGUUCAGCACAUGCAUGGGGUGUAAUGGCACGUUUAGUGGAUGAAUUACGUAUCUGGCGUGAAUUAUGUCAAUUUCACUUUAGUCCACGUCAAAUACAGUCUGUGAUUGAUAGUUCACCAAGUACCAGUGAAGACUGGCAGCUUAUAUAUCACAAGUUAAGAAAAUGUUAUGGAUUACGAGAAGAAUAUGCUGAAAUGAUACAGCUAUGCCGAAAUUGUCGAUGUUUAUUUUGGCAUAGUAUUGGACAUCCGUGUAUUGCAGACACUGAUCCACAUUUUAUGGAAAAACUUGAAGAUGUUGAUAAAAAUUCUUUGUAUGUACCUAUACCGCCACAAGCUUUUCUUAAAUUUUUUUCACUUUAAUAUUCUAAAUAAAGACAAAGUAGCAUCCAAUUUAUUAGAAUUAUGUAACUAGAA